GCCAUCUUCAUAUGUCAAAAAACACUGAAUAAUCUUCUUAGCAUAAUGGCCAUGGUAAUUUGCUUUCAAGUAAAAGAUUAUCGAGUUCCUCUCUCAAUCAGUUCUCCCAAGUCAGUUUCAAAACUCUGGCAUAUUUUCCUUGUACUUAUUACCUCCUUUUUCCUCUUCCGACCCUCCGAAGCCGAAGUCAUCAAUGGCAAUUAUAAACAGGUUACGAACAUUGCUGCAAUCCUUGAUCUCAAAUCAAGAAUCGGGAAAGAAGAGAAAACUGCCAUUGAAAUAGCUGUUCUAAAUUUCAACAAUGGCUCAAAAGAUCACAAUAUAUCUCUUUACUUCCAAGUCCACCAAAGAAAUCCCCUCCACGCUGCUCAAGCUGCUGAAAAUUUUAUUAAAGAGAAGGGAGUCAAGGCAAUAUUGGGCAUGGAGAGAUGGGAGGAGGCAGCUUUAGUUGCUGAUAUUGGAAGCCAAGCUCAAGUUCCCGUUCUUUCAUUUGAUGCACCUGCCAUAACACCACCUUUAACACCAUCUCGAUGGCCUUUCCUGGUACGAAUGGUUUACAAUGAUUCUGAACAAAUGAGAUGUAUUGCAGAACUUACUCGCGCUUAUAAUUGGAGAAGGGUUGUAGCAAUUUAUGAAGAUAAUAUUUAUGGUGGUGAUUCUGGGGAGCUGGCACUUCUAUCUCAGGCUCUACAGGAGGUUGGUUCAGAGAUCGAGCACCGCUUAGUUUUACCACCAUUUGCUUUAAUAUCAGAUCCGAAAGAGGCUGUUAAAGAGGAACUAACAAAGCUCCAAGAAAUCAAAUCGCGGGUUUUUAUUGUUCUUCAGACAUCAUUUCCUUUGGUGACCCAUUUGUUUAGAGAAGCUAAGAACAUGGGGCUGGUGGGGAAAGACACAGUGUGGAUCCUCACCGAUACUGUUACUAGUUUACUGGACUCGUUUAACACCUCUGUUAUUUACUCUAUGGAAGGAGCUCUAGGAAUUAAGAGUUACUAUUCUGAUAGUAGCAGUGCCUACAAAAGUUUCCAUGCGAGGUUUCGGCAAAUUUUCAGGUCAAAGUACCCAGAAGAAGAUAACUUGGAGCCAGGAUUUUAUGCCCUGAGAGCAUAUGAUAGCAUUUCAACUAUUAUAAAGGCCAUGGAGAAAAUGUCCAGCAACAGUAGUAGUAGUCCAAAUGAGUUCUUGAAUAAUAUAUUGUCAAGCAAUUUCUCUGGUUUAAGUGGUCAGAUACGUUUCAAAGCAGGCGAGUUAAUGCAUAGUCCUAAACUGGGGAUUGUGAACGUGGUUGGAAAGAAAUAUAAGGAGAUAGACUUCUGGUUGCCUAGGUACGGAUUCUGGGAAAGUAAUGAAGAAGGUGGAGGACAUCAAAACGGUGGUGGGUCUCUGCAACUGCAAGGUCAUGUGAAUUGGCCUGGGAACCUAAAGCGGAUUCCAAAAGGCUGGGCAAUGCCUUCAAAUACAAAACCCAUGACUAUUGGCGUUCCAGGGAGAACCUCGUUCCAGAGGUUUGUGAGAGUAGUGAAUGAAAGUGAAAACCAAUAUGAUGGUUUUUGCAUUGAACUUUUCCAUGAAGUGUUAAAGUUUUUGGAUUAUAAUCUACCUUACAAUUUUGUACCCUAUAAUGGCACUUACGACGAUCUGGUGAAUCACGUAUAUAACAAGACUUUUGAUGCCAUCGUCGGUGACGUAACCAUACUAGCUGACAGAAUGGAUAAAGUGGAAUUCACCCAGCCAUAUACAGAAUCAGGCUUGUCGAUGAUAGUUCCCGUCAAGUCUGAAGAGUCAGCAUGGAUGUUUACGAAGCCCUUCACUUGGCAAAUGUGGGUGGUCACCGGUGCCAUCUUGAUCUACACGAUGUUCAUAGUUUGGUUCCUGGAGCACCAAUCUAAUCCUGAUUUUAGAGGUCCAUUGAAGAAUCAAAUUGGCGCUGCAGUUUUAUUCACUUUCUCUUCUCUCUUUUUUGCUCACAGGGAGAAAGUUUACAGUAAUCUCACUCGGGUGGUGUUGGUAGUGUGGUUAUUUGUUGUGUUGAUCUUAAACUCAAGCUACACUGCUAGCCUUACUUCAAUGCUUACCAUCCAACGGCUACGGCCAAAUGUUACUGAUAUUGAUUGGUUAAGAAGUAAAAACUUACCAAUCGGUUGUGAUGAAGAUUCAUUUGUAAGGGAUUAUUUGAAGAAAGUAUUGAAGUUCAAUAAUAUCAAGAAUGUUACUAGCGAAUACGAUUACCCCAGUAAAUUCCAGGGUAGACAAAUAUAUGCUGCCUUUCUUGAACUCCCAUAUCAGAAAGUCUUCCUCAGCCAUUACUGCAAGGAAUAUGUUCCAAACGCACCCACGUAUAAAUUUGGAGGAUUAGGUUUUGUGUUUCAGAAGGGCUCCCCAAUGACAAGUGAUUUUUCCAAAGCUAUAUUGAGGUUAUCAGAAAAUGGAGAUUUGGUAAAAUUGGAAAACAAGUGGUUUGCUUUCUCUCAGAAGUGUUCCAGCAGUGCGACUGACAAUGAAACUGAAAGCUUAAGCCUAAAAAGUUUCUGGGGUCUCUUCGUAAUAUCUGGUGCAACUUCUACCAUUUGUUUCCUAUUAUUUCUAGUUCACUUGCUGAAUAAGUAUUGGCGUUAUCAAAAGGCAAAUCAGGAAGGCAAUGCAAAGAGUAGCGUUUGGAGGAAAACUGUUACUGUUGCAAGGUAUAUAUAUCAUGGAGAAAUUGGUAUUCCAGGAAACUCUCCAAGUUUUUCUCCAUCACCUAAUUUCCAUGAAUGGAUCUCUCCAAGGUGGGAAUCUUCCACUCCCUGUGACAUUCCGGAGAGUCUUCCAGCCUCCUCCUCUCCACAUGAAAUCGAAGCUGUGAAUAUUCUAAAUUCUUCCGGAGUCUUCAGGCCACCUGAUGAUCACCAGCUGAGAUCAAUGCAUAAGUAGAAAUUUGAGCAACUAAGCCAGAUGCUUUAACGAAUCAGUGGACCGUGGAGACCAAUUUCUGUAUCACUAGACCAAAAUUCAUUCAUCAAUUUUAUUAUGUAUGAAUACAGAAUUUAUUGUGUACAAUAGUUAUUUUUACAUUGAUGUGCCCCCAAAAUAUAAUAUAGUUAAUAUUUAUUCUUAAA
This is a messenger RNA of Hevea brasiliensis (rubber tree), 3095 nucleotides long. RefSeq names its product glutamate receptor 2.9. Gene Ontology annotation, molecular function: glutamate-gated receptor activity. The record is from RefSeq and is a predicted model, not a curated record. NCBI's taxonomy places the organism in Eukaryota, Viridiplantae, Streptophyta, Magnoliopsida, Malpighiales, Euphorbiaceae. Gene Ontology annotation, cellular component: plasma membrane. The coding region runs from base 46 to 2910 and encodes 954 amino acids. The transcript has 5 exons.